AGCCUAGGAGGCCUAGUGUUAUGGUGGAGGAAGAAGGAGUUACCGUCUCAAAUGCUGACAUAACAGAGGAAUCUUAACGUCCCAAUCUGCUGUGUACCUUGCACCUCCACACAACCUCGGGCAGCCAGGAGGACGUCCAGACACAAGGACAGACAGCAGCCAUGAGGUACACGACAGGCUGAAUACUUUCUGAAGGCAUUGGAUUUCAUUUGGAGAUGAGUAACCUGGAUGUUUGGACCAAGGACACACAGCCACAGGGAGAAGGUCAUUCCUGGAAUCAUUACUGCAGAGAAAACAAACUUGAGGGAUUUUUCUUUUUUAUGUCAUUCUAGGUCUUGAGGAUGCAAUGGAAUUUCCAAGAUUCACCUUCAAUCCGAAAGAGGGGAUCGACAAUCCAGCCUUGGUCAUCUCAGACGACCCUGAGCCAGACCCCAGUCCGGUACCCCGCCUGUGCCAGAUAAAGUGCAAAGAGGGCCAGAGUUUUGGCUUCAAUCUGCGUAUGGAGAGGAGCUGCCGGGGCUAUGUUGUCCGCCAGGUGGAUCCGUGGAGUCCUGCAGCGCUCAGUGGGCUCAGGGACGGGGACCGUGUGCUGGAGGUCAAUGAGGACUUUGUCGACAACAUGGAGUUCCCCAGGGUGGUGCAGAAGAUCCAGGCGUGUGGGCUGCAGCUGUUCCUGCUGGUUCUGAAGGGGGAGGAGUAUAAGGAGGCGCUGGCCCAGGGCCUGGACCUUCAGGCUCUGACCAGGGCUUACCGAGGGGAGACGUGUUCCCGGCCCAGGCUGUGUCACAUCACCAGAGACCCUAUCUUAGGUCUGGGAAUCAGCAUCAUCCCCAUUGAAGGUCAGAAGGGUCAAUACAUGUUGAGCACAGUAAGUGAGGGUCCUGCAACGAGGGCAGGGGUGCGUAGCGGAGAUAGACUGGUGUGGAUCAACGGUGCCAUGGUAUCAACGCUCACCCAUUCAGCUAUCAGUAAAAUGGUGAAGAAAUGUAGCGUCCAUGUGACCGUCCUAGUCAUCGACAGAGAUAGUGAAGCGAGCUACAUCCGACGAAAACUGCCCAUCUUGCCUAUCAUGGCCGGCUCUCACAACCUGCCACACAGACCCACAACGAUGCAUCUGGUCCAGGGGUCAGAUGGAUACGGCUUCUUAUUACGACAAGAGAGGUUGACUUCAGGGGGGCGUAUUGCUAACCUACUCCGUGAGGUGGAUGUGGGGAGUCCAGCAGAAGAGGCUGGUAUGCAGGAUGGAGACUUGCUGCUGGCGGUCAAUGGCCAGCCUUCAGAGUCUAUGGAGCAUGAGGAUAUUGUCAGGACAGUGAGGAAGAGUGGCAACCAGGUUAGCCUCACCACCAUAUCCAUACACGGAAGAGACUUCUACACACAGUUGGGUCUAUCUCCCCUGCUAUUCCAUGAGGACAGUCUGCCAGAAGGAGAGAGGAUGAGGAAGACACAGUCCCCUUGUACUGAGAUUCAGGAUGGGCUGAGUAAGAACGAGCACGGCUCACUUCCUUGUCCAAGACUCUGUGUCCUCGAGAGAGAAGAAUCAGGCUUUGGGUUUAAUCUGGGCUGUGUUCAACAUGAGCCAGGAACUUUCAUAGGCCAGGUGGUGGUAAAGGGCUCAGGACAUAGGGCUGGACUGUGGGAAGGGGAUGUAGUUGUGGAGGUGAAUGGCCAGAAUGUAGAGAAUGAGUACUUUGAGGACGUUGUGAUGCUGAUAAAGAAGAGCGAGAUGUCUUUGAAAUUACUGGUUGUGGAGAGGUCAGGGUAUGAGAGACUCAAACAUAGUGGGCUUCCAAUCACUCCUGGAGUCAUACUCCACAGCACUCAGGUUUCAGAGAAAACGAAUGAUGCUUUCUUGUGAUGGAAUGCUGAGAAGUGACCCAAGUCAUUAUGAAGACAACAUUAGGCAUCUCACCUAACAGAGGAUCUGGCACUGGCACAACAUCAACAAAAAACAGCUGCAGGAUGAAAUCAAUGAAGCUAUUCCCUCUACUUCUAAAUGCAACCUGAAAGAGAAGGGCUGAAAUAGAUGCUUGGCCUGCGCUGUGUCCUAAAUGGCAUCCUAUUCCCUAUAUAGUGCACUACUUUUGACCAGGGCCCUAUUGGGGGGGGAGGCAUUGGGGGCACUGCCAUGGGGAGUCUGCUUCCAUCUGAAAUGGAGGAUUUAAUCCCUUCGCCCCACAUCUCCCAAUCUCACAUGUCCUCUUUGUCAGGACUGUGCCGAUAGAGCUAUGCUAUGACCUGCUUCUUGCAAAGGAGGAUUUGCAGAGUAGAUUGCACACUGUUGCAAUUAUUAAUAUCUCAUGUGUAUAUGAUGGGAUAAUGAAGUUCAGGUUUAUUCUAAGUUGAAAUCAGGUUAAACAAAAUAAAAUGGGAAAAACAUCAGUGAGGCUCAGUUGAGAAUCUAUGAUCAUUAUUGUAUGUGAUGAUUCAAGGAGGUGCACAAAGAUUAAAGAUCUAUCACCAAGCA
This is a messenger RNA of Salmo salar (Atlantic salmon), 2467 nucleotides long. It is a transcript of the gene nherf4a, whose product is annotated as NHERF family PDZ scaffold protein 4a. Gene Ontology annotation, biological process: protein localization to plasma membrane. Gene Ontology annotation, molecular function: protein-membrane adaptor activity; protein binding. The record is from RefSeq and is a predicted model, not a curated record. NCBI's taxonomy places the organism in Eukaryota, Metazoa, Chordata, Actinopteri, Salmoniformes, Salmonidae. Gene Ontology annotation, cellular component: apical plasma membrane.